AUGAAUUUGGACAACGAUAUCCAGAGGAAGAAAUUCUCCACGCUUUUGGUAGCUGAUAACGUGGAAGACGAAUCGCAGAUGGAUUCGGCUCUUCACGGUGAACUUGCUGCGAAGAUCGUGGAACAAAUUUUCGACCAGAUACAAAAGAACGAGGAUCUGAAGGUAUCGUUGGGCCCAGGUCUUUAUCAUAAACACAAAACUAGAGACACCAUGGCAGCUGAUAAAUCGUAUCGUCAGACCAACAAUGACGACGAGAUCAAACAUACGCAAGAGUUGUUGAACAAGAUCAUGCUGCUUCUUAAUCGACUGAUCUUCGACGAGGUUCAGAGAAAGACUUGCAUUUCUCUGCCAUCCGAUUUGCUCGAGUUCUUGGACUGGAUGUUGGAAGUGCAUCCGCAAACAAAUUUAUUAGAACAAGUAACGCGUAUUCUAUUCGGAUCUGACUUUACAAGUUAA
Messenger RNA from Bombus terrestris (buff-tailed bumblebee), 456 nucleotides. RefSeq lists its product as uncharacterized. Bases 1 to 456 code for a protein of 151 amino acids. The record is from RefSeq and is a predicted model, not a curated record. The transcript is spliced from 3 exons. NCBI's taxonomy places the organism in Eukaryota, Metazoa, Arthropoda, Insecta, Hymenoptera, Apidae.